UUUGCCCAUCAGCGUGGCAGGCAAAGAAAAGAAAAGAAAAAAGUGGCAGAGGCAGCUCCCAGACAUCUCCGUGUAGUUGGAAAAGACCCCUCUGGGGCCCUGUGGGGCGGUCAGGCCUCGGCCACCCCCCCGCCCUGGCUGAGUCCGGAUGCCAGCGAGGCUGAAUCCUCCUGCGAGAUCAACGCUUACGCGCCGCAAGAGUCCCACUUUGUCCCCUGGGCGGAGGGGCUGGCGGGCGGAGGGGGCUGCCCCCGCGCCCUGGAGAGGGGCAAGUGGCUCAUCGCCAGCAUCCAGGCCCCCGACGCCGAGUUCGGGGUCAGCAGCGUCCUGCACACCGAGGAGGCCCCGCCUUGGAAGCAGCAGGAUGGGGUCAGCAGCGUCACCACCACCGCAGCGGUGCUGUCGGUCUUCACGCGGACGCCGCGCCUGGAGUCCCGCCUCGGGCGCCCGGCGGUCCUGCACUGCGGCUUCUCGGCGCCGGCCUCGGCCUUCUCGGUGGAGUGGCGCCAUCAGUUCCGGGGGGCCGGGAAGGUGGUGCUGGCCUUCGACGGAGCCUCGCGGGGGGUGUCGGUGGCCGAGGAGGGGGCCGAGCUGCUGCUGGAUGCCGAGGGCGGCGGCGCCUCCCUGCGCCUGCGGAGCGUGGCCGUCCGCCACGAGGGCACCUACAUCUGCACCGUCUACCUGCCCCACCUGCACGCCCAGCAGGCGCUCGAGUUCAAGGUGGUGGAGCCCCCCCAGGUGACACUGCGCCCCACGACGCUCUCGGUGCCCCCCGGCGCCCGGCCCCAGCUGGCCUGCGAGGUCUCCGGCUUCUUCCCUCUGGGUGCCUCGGUCAGCUGGAAGCGGAGGGGGUCCGGCGCCCCCCAGGACGCCUUCCUGGACAUCGGGGACUCGGGGCACCGCCAGGCUCCUGACGGCACCUUCAGCUUCACCAGCUUCGCCCGCCUGCUGCCCGUCCCAACCGAGGACCACGGGGUCUCCUACGUCUGCCACGUGGGCCACGCCGGGCUGGGCGAGGCGGGGGUCAAGAAGGCGGUCGUGCUCCAUGUGGCAGGGUCCCUGGGCCCCUCCCUGGAGGACGCCAUCGGCUUGUUCCUGGUCGCCAUUGUGCUCCUGGGGGUCUUGCGGUCCUUCUUCCGAUGGGCUUCUGAAGAAAAACCCAAAUCGGAGAAGCCCAAAUCCGAGUAAUGGACUUUGGGCAACCCAGCUCCCGGCUUGGUUUGUUGCCUGUCUCCGGAUCCCGUUGAAAGGGCGAAGUGGAUCGUAGGCCCCCGGACUCCUGGGUCCCUCCUCUUCCGCUGCCCAGUCUUGCCCCUCCGGCCCCUUGUUGGAAGCCCCUUCCCCUUCCUUUGUGGGGGUCAGGGGUCUGCUUGGCUUCGCAUCCUGCAGAUUCACAGCUGUGAUUUCAAGGAGGGGGGCAGAUCUGUGCAUAGCAAAAGCCCCCCUUUCUGACAGUCCCUGCCCCUCCUCACUUCCGUGGUGUGAAAUUAUAGAAGUGUAGAAUUGGGAGGGGUCCCUGAGGGUCACCUAGUCCAACCCCCCGCAAGGCAGGAAUUGCAUCAAAAGCACCCCUAAGGUCCUGGGCCGCAGACUCUGCACAUGCUCUGGGAGACUCUUGACGGGGGGCCUGUGCUGUCUUUGGGAUUGUGGGAGAGAACCUUUUUGGAGGAGGGGAGACUGACUUGAGCAAGAUUGGCAUAUCCCUCCCCCCCAAAAAAAAUAAAUCAAUCAGGGAUCCUCCACUUACAGAAUGUGUGUCAUUGGGUGUCCCUUUACCUCCCCCUCUGGGGGACCUGAAGUGGUACAGUCCAGAGCCAAGUUUAUCCCCUCUAGAGACCUGGGUGCAAAAGGAGCCCGUUUCCCCGCAACAUCCCUGCAGAGACGGCCAGGCAGAGCAGCUUUCGUUCCCCUCGGCCUUCUCUCUCGAUAUGAACAAGGACCUGCCCCCCUUCCCUCCCCCCAGAGCCCAGAACUCACCCCCCUCCCCAUUCUGUGUAGAUUCUGCUGUAGACUGUAAGCCCCGUGGGGCAGAGCCAACCUGGAGAAUAAACACGCCUUGAAAAGAG
This is a messenger RNA of Podarcis muralis (Common wall lizard), 2066 nucleotides long. NCBI's taxonomy places the organism in Eukaryota, Metazoa, Chordata, Lepidosauria, Squamata, Lacertidae. The record is from RefSeq and is a predicted model, not a curated record.